AUGGCGUUCCUACACGCACACUCGUGCGAGUGUCUUAAGUCGGAGCUUGAAUUAUUUUCAUUACCACCAACCCAGACAACGAUCGAGGGGACACACUCUGUAUACUACAAACCAAUCUCAUCUCUGACGGAUGAUUCACCGAUAGAAUUUGUCGUCCCAGGCCAGGGGGAUGAGUACAUUGAUCUCGCACAUACAAUGCUAAGUAUACGCGUUAAGAUAGAUGCUCCAGAUUAUAAAAAGGCAGGGGGGUUAGAGGGCGUGUCACCCGAUGUAGGACCUGUCAAUAAUCUCCUACACUCAAUGUUCAGCCAGAUCGAUGUAUUUUUGAAUCAAAAACUUGUGUCUCCUCCUAACAAUGCUUAUGCUUAUAGAGCUUAUAUUGAAACUCUAUUGAACUACGCGUACGCCGCGAAGACCUCGCAUCUUACGAGCGCUUUAUGGUAUAGUGAUACAGAGGGAGCAAUGGAUGAUAAGGGUGAUAGUAACAAAGGACUUGUAGAGAGACGGGAUGCAUUAGGCAAAGAUAGAACGAUCGGUCUUCUUGGACAUCUGCAUUGA
Messenger RNA from Venturia canescens, 558 nucleotides. RefSeq lists its product as uncharacterized. The record is from RefSeq and is a predicted model, not a curated record. The coding region runs from base 1 to 558 and encodes 185 amino acids. The transcript has a single exon. Lineage: Eukaryota; Metazoa; Arthropoda; Insecta; Hymenoptera; Ichneumonidae.